UUCUGCUCUGAUCUACUGUUUGAUCAUUAAUGAGAACGAGCGCUUCCUGGAUUCAAACCGCUCCUGUCUGAAUGUAUAACAUCUUCUACGCAUUGGCUAAAAUAUUACAGCACUCCAAACCUCUCUUUAAAAGUAAGAUUAAAAUUACUUUAUUCUCACGGAACGGUUAUGUUUAACCUGAAAACACGUCGACGCGUGACAUAAUGUUGGCAGGCAGCUGACUCAUGGCCCAGAGCAUGACUCAAUCUUUGUCACGUGAUUAGUUCCAACAUGCCCACAGACCGGUCAUUCAUCAGCUGCUCUGCAGUCACAUAGUCCUGUCGAAGAUGGACACAGAAGAGUCAAGUGUCAGUGUUUCUACUAUAUUCACGUUCUUGUUGUUGCUUUCCCCCAUCGUGUCUCUUGAAGGUGAGUUUGAUGUGGUCGGAUCACUUCAGCCUAUCCUGGCUGCUCCAGGUGAUGAUGUCAUCCUGCCGUGUCGCGUGGAGCCAAAGUUUAAUGUGGCGGGGUUGACGGUGGAGUGGUCGAGGCCCGAUCGUCGUCCUGACCCCAACGACCGUCUGAGUCGAGUGGAAUAUGUUCAUCUUUACAGAGAUGCCCGAGAGGUCCCCGACAUGAAGAUCCCAUCAUACGUCGGGAGGACGGCGUUGUUCACAGACAGCCUGAGAGAAGGAAACAUCUCACUAAGAAUCACUAAUGUGACACAAGAAGAUGAAGGAAGAUACAGAUGUUUCAUCCCAAAGUUAAAGAGUCAAAUACAGUCUUCAAUUGUUCAUCUGAUUGUUGCUGAAACUAUGACAACAGAGACGCCACUGCAUCCUGAAACUCUCCAAACUCCUGAGGACGAGUUUCACAGUAAAGGUGGUUUGUCCCGUCGGAGCCGACUGAUCCCACUUGUGGUUUUCUGUGUUUUUAUUCUGCUCUGUGUCGCAGUCGCAGGACACCGGUUCACAGAGUUGAAGCAUUGAAAAACAGAACUUGCGAGUGCAGCUUUGUAGGUGGACGCAUUGGAAACAUUAACAGAGGCGCAAGCAUCACCCACUUUACUUGAACGUUAAUUAAAAGCAUUGAUUUUUCCAGCCUCAUGUGGACACAGCAGCUCUGCAGCAGGAGGAUUUCACUAUGUCCUGUAAUUUUCUUGGAGUCAACAACAACCAUCCUUUUUGCCAAAUUCAACUUGUGGGAUCAAACUUUAAAAGCGUGAGGACCUAAAAUUUUGAUGCCUUGCUCAUGGGCACAUUGGAAACAUUAAGAGAGGAGAAAGUGCCAACUUCUUACUUACUUUGAGAUGUUUUUUAUUUGUUUGAGGAGCCGAAGAACUUUUCUAGCCUCCUGUGGGCACAGUGGGCCUGCAGCAGGUGAAUAUCAUGACGUCCUGCAGUUUGUUUGGACCUGAAUUCUACCUUUAAUCCCUGUGAUGGUGCCUGAGAUUGUAUGACUGGUCUGUUGACUUCCAAAGGGUUGAACCACAGGUUGUACUGCAGCACUAAGACUGAAAUUGUUUUGUGAGACUUUGAUCAAAUCUUAAUAACCUCACAUAUAAAUUCUCUUGCAUGUGAGGUUAUUUACAAAGAAACACUUAAGUCUAAUUGGAUGUCCUUUCACGAGAACUAGAUCUGAAGUGCUUUAACUGUUCUUGCAUUUAUGCCUGUGUUAGUUUGAACUUUUUUUGUAGCUUGUGGGAACAUGAAAUGCUAGUUUAGCUACUAAGAAAAUGAAACCUGUUUAAAAGCCCCUUAGAGUCAUCUUGUAUUUUGAGGAGAUAUGAGUGAAUAUUUGCACUUUGUUUUGUAUUAUGGGUGAAGUCUUACUUUAUUCUGCCCUUUAGAGAGCGGACUACAACAGUACUAGAUCAGGUUGAACUCAUGUAAACAUGUUUGCUGUGAUGUGAUUGUAGGUAUUUAAUUUGUCUUUUGGGACAGCUUGGAGCUAAAGGUGCUUUCCAUGGGUUUGUUUUGUUAAAGUUCCUAACUGUCACUCUGACAUACUGAUUGUUUUUAUCAAGCUCAACUUUCUGCUUCCUUCUUACGGAAGGAAUAUCUAAUACAUAGUUCUGUUGUUUUAGGCCUUAUUCUAUUUAAAAAUGUCUCUUAAAGAAAAGCAGGUCUUCUCUUUAAA
Messenger RNA from Maylandia zebra (zebra mbuna), 2118 nucleotides. Its product is annotated as myelin-oligodendrocyte glycoprotein-like. Gene Ontology annotation, cellular component: external side of plasma membrane. Gene Ontology annotation, biological process: regulation of cytokine production; T cell receptor signaling pathway. The record is from RefSeq and is a predicted model, not a curated record. Gene Ontology annotation, molecular function: signaling receptor binding. Lineage: Eukaryota; Metazoa; Chordata; Actinopteri; Cichliformes; Cichlidae.